UCCCGAGUCUUGUUGUCUGUUCAAUAGUCCGCAAACCAGUCGUCUACAGCAGCAAUGGCCACGAACGGAACAAAGAAGCACGUCGCGACGUACACCGACGCACAGCCUACGCAGAUCUCGUCGAUUCUGUCGGGCGGAUAUCAUCAUCCUCUGCUGCGGCAAUGGCAGAACGAGCGUCAGCUUACAAAGUCUUCGUUGAUCUAUCCGUUGUUUAUCACCGAUAACGAGGAUGAGGAGACUCCGAUUGACUCUCUUCCCGGCCAAAAACGAUGGGGCGUCAAGAAAGUUGUUCCGUACGUCGAGUCGCUCGUCGCAAAGGGCUUGAAGGCCGUCAUCCUCUUCGGCGUCCCUCUCGCCGAGGACGCAAAGGACCCGUACGCCACCUCCGCCGAUGAUCCGAACGGGCCCGUAAUCUUGACUAUCAAGGCCCUUCGCGUUGCCUGUCCGGAUUUGUUCAUCAUGACCGACGUCUGCAUGUGCGAGUACACCAGCCACGGUCACUGCGGCAUCCUCCGAGAAGACGGCACCAUCAUCCGCGAAGAAAGUGUCCGCCGCCUGGCUGCCAUCGCCGUCAACUACGCCAAAGCAGGCGCGCACUGCGUCGCGCCUUCCGACAUGGUCGACGGCCGCAUUCUCGCCAUCAAGCAGGGCCUCUUGGACGCCGGCCUGGCCCACAAGUGCAUGCUCAUGUCGUACUCUGCAAAGUUCAGCGGAAACCUCUACGGUCCCUUCCGCGACGCCGCCGGCUCCGCGCCCAGCUUCGGCGACCGCAAGUGCUACCAGCUUCCUCCUGGCGGCCGCGGCCUUGCGCGCCGCGCGAUCGCUCGCGACAUCGAAGAGGGCGCGGACGGCAUUAUGGUCAAGCCGUCGACGUUCUAUCUCGACAUCAUCUCCGACGCCAAGGAGCUCGCGCGCGAUCUCCCGAUCUGCACUUACCAGGUCUCGGGUGAGUUUGCGAUGCUGCACGCGGCGGCGGAGAAGGGGGUUGUUGAUUUGAAGACGAUUGCGUACGAGGCUGCGUAUGGAUGUCUGCGUGCGGGUGCUACGCUUAUUAUCACUUACUUUACCCCGGAUUUCUUGGACUGGUUGGAUGAGCAGUAAUCUGUCGAGAGUCGCUUCUUUCUUGGAGAUAUAUUACGGAAUUGGAUAAUUUUCUGGUAUAGUUUGGAAAAAGUGGUUUGGUUUUUAUGUCGGGAAACAGUUUCGUUGAGAUAUGCACAACAGCUGAGAAUUGCAAUACAAUCGCGUUCCACAUUAUAU
This is a messenger RNA of Myxozyma melibiosi, 1260 nucleotides long. RefSeq lists its product as uncharacterized. The record is from RefSeq and is a predicted model, not a curated record. The transcript has 3 exons. Gene Ontology annotation, cellular component: cytosol. Lineage: Eukaryota; Fungi; Ascomycota; Lipomycetes; Lipomycetales; Lipomycetaceae. Gene Ontology annotation, biological process: heme biosynthetic process. Bases 55 to 1101 code for a protein of 348 amino acids. Gene Ontology annotation, molecular function: porphobilinogen synthase activity; zinc ion binding.